AUGUCAUUUCCAUAAACCUCUGGUAAAAUAAUAAUGGAUACAUCACAUGGAGAAUUGGAGAUAGAAUUAUGGUGUAAAGAAGUGCCUAAGGGUUGCAAAAACUUUAUUUAAUUAUGUCUAAAUGGAUAUUAUGAUAAUUGUUCCUUUCAUAGAAUGUUUCCAAAUUUUAUGAUUCAAGGUGGAGAUCCAACAGGAACAGGAGAAGGAGGGAAAUCAAUAUAUGGUUAACCAUUUUAAGAUGAAUUUCAUUCUAGACUUACAUUUAGUACAAGAGGGAUAUUAGCAUAUAGUAAUGAAGGUCCUAAUACAAAUGAAUCGUAAUUUUUCAUAACUUUUGAACCAUGUUCUUGGUUAGAUAAAAGACAUACUAUAUUUGGUAUGGUUGUAGGUCAAACAAGAUAUAAUUUAAUGGCUAUGAAUGAAGUAGACACAGAUGAAAAGGAUUAACCAAUUACACCAAUUUUUAUUAAAAGUACAUAAGUUAUUAUAGAUCCAUUUAAUCUAACGAUUACUGAAAUUAAGGAUUAAUCGCCAGAAAAAGAAAUUUAUUAAGAAUAAUAGAAAGUAUAAUAGAAACAAAUUUAAAAACCAAAAUAAAAGUAAAAAAAUAUAAAUGUUUUAUCAUUUGGUGAUGAAGAAGAAAUUGAUGAAUAACCAAAUAAAAUUUUUAAUAGCCAUGAUGUUUUAAAUGAUCCUAAAUUAAAAAAAGAGUAGGCUAUUUCUCAAGAAGAAUUAGAGUAUUCUAUUUUAUUUAUCAUUAUAGGUAAAAAAAACAAAAAAAAUUAUAAGAAGAAAAUAAAAUUCUGUAAUUAAAACAAUAAAUUACAUCACAUAAUAAUAAUUAAAUCUAAAAAGAAUAAUAAAUAAAUCAUAUAAAUAGAAAUAUUUAAAUGGAUGAAAAGUUUUUAGAAAACAUAUCAUUAGAAGAUAAAUAAUUAUUAAAUUACAAAAUAAAAAAGAAUUAAAAAGGAGAAGUAGAAUAUAUUUUUAAUCAAUCAGAUUCAAAAUCAUCAGAGUCUGAAUCCUCAGAGAUUGAGAAUGAAGAGUUAAGACUUUAGAGAGAAAAGUAAUUGGAAGAGUAUGAAAAGUUAAAGGCAGACUUUUUGUAAUUUAAAGUGAAUAAAUUUGGGUCUAAUAAUCCAAUGAUUAGAGAUAGAUUACAGCAUGAAAAAAUGUUAUUGUCUACAGUAGAAUAAAGAAGAGCGCGGUUUAUUCAAAAUAUGAAAGAAUAAACACAUAAUGAAGCAUUUGAAGACAAAGUAAGAAAAUUUUAGGAUAGAAUUAAAGAUGAAAAAAUUGUUAAUGAUAAAUAUCAUUGGCUAAAUCAUAAAUUAAAAUUUCAUGUUGAUUCUGCUAAUGCUUAUAAAGUUGUAGAAACUAAAUAAUAGGUUUCUGAUUUUCAUUCAUCUGAAAUUGUUAAUGAAGAUACAUAUAAAGGAAAAAAAGAAAAAAAAAAUAUAGAUAAACUUUUAAAAUUAAGUGAAUUGUGA
Paramecium sonneborni is the source of this 1490-nucleotide messenger RNA. Lineage: Eukaryota; Ciliophora; Oligohymenophorea; Peniculida; Parameciidae. The record is from the annotation of a GenBank genome assembly.